UCAAAACCAACAUAUCCAAACAAACCAUGGCUUCCUCCUCCACUCACUUCUUUCUUUCAAGCUUGGUUUUCUUGAUGAUCUCCUUCUUUCAACCAUCCUCACAUCAGCAACUGUGUCAUAAGGAUGAGUAUCUUGCUCUAAUGCAAUUCAAAGAUAGCUUUGUCAUUGAAAGGCAAGCAUCUACUCGUCCUAAAGUCGAUCUUUGGAAAUCUCAAGGGAUUGAUUGCUGCUCAUGGGAGGGCAUAUGGUGUGACCAGAACACUUCUCAUGUCAUACACCUUGAUCUCAGUAGCAGUUGUCUUUUUGGUUCUAUCAAUUCUAGCAGCAGCCUCUUCCGCCUUGGACACCUUCAAUACCUCAACCUGGCACUCAACGACUUCAAUUUCUCUAAGAUACCAUCUGCAAUGGGCAAUCUUUCGAGGUUAACUUAUCUCAAUCUCUCUGGUUCUUUCUUUUCUAGUCAAAUUCCACAUGAAAUUUCAAAACUCUCCAAUUUAGCUAAGCUUGACCUUUCUUUCCAUCUUGAUCAAUCACAUCAAGGAUUGUUGGAACUCAAAAGGUCUGGUUUGAAAAACCUAGCUCAAAACUUAAGCAAGCUAGAAUGGCUUGACCUCUCUUAUGUUGGUAUAAAUUCUCCAAUACCAAAGGCCUGGGCAAAUAUGUCAUCAUUGACACAUCUACACUUCUGUCAAUGUGGAUUGCAUGGAAAGUUUCCCAUAGACAUUUUUCAACUACCUAAACUUCAAGUCCUUGAUUUGGAGAACAAUUGGGAACUUAGUGGUAAUUUUCCUGAAUUUCACUCUCACAGUCAGCUUAGGGCACUCGAUGUUGGAAACACAAUCUUUUCCGGUGAGUUACCUAGCUCAAUAGGAAUGUUUAGUUCUUUGGAAUAUUUAGAUGUCAGUAGUUGUAACCUCUCAGGUUGGGUACCACCUUCAAUUGGUAAUCUCACCAAGCUCCAUAGUGAAUUGGAUGUCCUCUGCCUCGCCUCCAACAACAUCCAUGGCCAGAUACCUAGUUGGAUAUUGAAUAUGAGUGCAAGUUUGUUGGCUUUAGAUCUUUCUUACAACAAUUUCACAAGUUUUGAAGAAUCCUUUCUUGUUUUUCCUUCUACUAGUCUUUUAUUUCUAGACCUUAGUUUUAACUCUCUCAAAGGUUCUCUACCAAUCCCACCACUCUCUAUCCUUUUCUACUGGGUUUCCGGGAAUAUGUUUAGUGGAGAAAUUCCACCUCAAUUCUGCAACGUGACUUCUCUUCAACUGCUUGAUUUGUCUCAAAAUAAUCUGAGCGGAACAAUGCUGCAAUGUUUUGGCAACCUCAGCUCCAUGUUGGUUUUAAACUUGGAAGGAAACAACUUCCAUGGUCCUAUUCCUGAAACAUGGGAAAGUGGAAACAAACUCAAAGAAAUUAAAAUGGGAAAGAAUAAUUUGCAGGGGAGGUUACCAAGAUCACUAAGAAACUGCAAAGUGUUGGAGUUUCUUGAUCUUGGAAACAACAAGAUCGAAGAUACUUUCCCUUACUGGUUGGGAGCUCUUCCUGAAUUGAGGAUUCUCAUUUUGCAUUCAAAUAGGUUCCAUGGCACAAUUUCAAUCAAAGUACCAGAGAUAGAUUUCUUGUUUCCUAAGCUCCGCAUCAUUGACCUUUCAAACAAUGGAUUUGUUGGCACUUUGCCAAUAGACCUCUUUGCGAGAUGGAAUGCCAUGGCUGAUCUUGAUGAAGAGAA
Molecule: messenger RNA, 1723 nt
Organism: Rubroshorea leprosula
Lineage: Eukaryota; Viridiplantae; Streptophyta; Magnoliopsida; Malvales; Dipterocarpaceae
Source: the annotation of a GenBank genome assembly